Messenger RNA from Saccostrea echinata, 1391 nucleotides. Its product is annotated as transmembrane protein 128-like. The annotation marks the transcript as partial. NCBI's taxonomy places the organism in Eukaryota, Metazoa, Mollusca, Bivalvia, Ostreida, Ostreidae. The record is from RefSeq and is a predicted model, not a curated record. The transcript is spliced from 3 exons.
AAUCUGAUGCCUCUGAGGAGAAUAAGACAGAGAAAUCCUUACUGAGUCAAAACAUGGAUGAAGAAACAAGAAAAGAAUUUGAGAAAAAGUUUGGUAAAUACAGGAGCAAGGACUCGCCGUACAGUAUUCAGAACAUUCUCUGGUUGAUAUCCUCUAUAGCUGUCUUCUAUUACACAGACUUCUACAUUGCGUGUCGAUAUGAUCAAAGAGUAAACAGGGUGUGGUUCAAUGUUGGAGCUAUCCUCAUGCUGGUUAAUCUCUCCAUUGCCGCUUUCCUCAUUGUGUACAUAACUUACAUCAAGAAGGUCAGCACUGAUAACUGGGAGACCCUUUACCCAGCCGCUAUCCCCAUAGCCACUGGAUCAUUUAUAAUCGGAGGGAUUUGUGUGACAGUGGGUCUGUGGCCGAUAUGGAGUAUAUUCACCCCAGUUAUCCUGUUUACCUUAUUUAUGGGUAUGAUUGUAACAAUAGCAAUGUUACCAAACUUCUAAGAUACCCAGAAAGAAGAAAUCUGUGGACUUCAGAAGAGAAACUUGUCAGUAACUGUACAAUGUUUCUGUUUUUAUAUCUUGCUCUGUACUUGAUGCUGAAGAAAAAAGUUGUUGUUUGUUAUAAAUGUUAUUUAUUUUUGAAAUAAGAUGACACAUAUAAUGUUUAUUUUUAUUUAUAUAAAUAUGUACCAAGCAAAGGCAUUACGUUUCCAUGUAUGACAAUGGACAUGUAUUUAACUUCCCUUUUUCUAUUUUAUGUUAAAUGUUUAUUUUUAUAUCUCAUCCUCAAAGUAUGUGUUAGGAACAUAAAGUAUUAUCCAUGUUUGUUCUUUUGCCCCCCUGGAAUGUAACAAGAAAUCCCCCUCCUUCUUUUUUUCCUUCUUUUCCUGCAGGCCUUUAGCUAAAUUUUGUAUUAGGUUUUAUGAUGGUUGAGUUGCAGUUCUAGUUUGAGUUCUAACACUUAUUGCUCAAUUCUAAUAGAGUUAUGAUCAUUUUAAAUGUGAGAAAUUCCUGGAAAUUGUGAAAAAAGUUUUCCCUUUAUAUAUGCUUGCAGAUAUUGAGUUGAAUUUUAAUGAAAGGUUGUAUUACAAAUCAAAUUAUAUUUUCCACACUAAUGCUUUAACUUUGAACCAUUUAGUUACAUUGAACCAAUUAAUGAUUUAUUUUGAAGAGUGUUAAAGGUGACCAUGCAUUUAAAUUUAAAAAAAAAAAAAACUUGUACAAAUUUUCCCCCCAUAUACAUGGUAUUGAACUUGUGAUUUACUGUAUGUGUGUAUGAAAGUGAAUUGUAGAUAUAAUUUUUUUCCUAUGGUCCCAUGAAACGGAAUUAAUUAGGGUCUAGAAUUUUUAAGAACAGUUUUUGACUUCAGCUUCAAACAAUAAAUUCAUCUUGUGCAGACA